AUGGCAAUCACAACUCGGAGUGGGAAAAUACUUCUAGGAGAGAAUGAACUACUGGUCGAAGUGGAAGAUUCUGAACAAGAAGUUGAGGCACAAGUUGAGGUGCCAAUUGUUGUUGAAGCUGAAAAAGUCCCAGAGGAGGUGAAAGAGACACCAAAAACUCUAUCACCAAUUCCUAGACCUCCUCCUCCUUUUCCUCAAAGACUUGCUAGGAAGGUUAAUGAUAGCAAACUCGAGAAGUUCUAUGACAUUCUCAAGCAAUUAUCGGUGAAUAUUCCAUUUGUGGAAGCAUUUAAAGAGAUGUCAGUUCUUUAUGAUAAUGGGGCUAGCAUCAAGUUGAUGCCUCUUGCUAUUAAUAAGCAAGCGGGGUUAGGUAUGCCGAGGCCUACAAGUAUGAGGAUGCAAAUGGCUGAUCGUUCAAUAAAGAGACCGGUGGGUAUUGUUGAUGAUGUUCUUGUGAAAGUGGGGAAGUUCCUCCUUCCCGCCAACUUUGUGAUCCUUGAUUGUGCUAUUGAUAAAGAAAUCCCUAUCAUCUUGGGGAGACCAUUCCUUGCUACCGAAAGAGCACUUAUGGAUUCAGAACAAAAUGAGAUCAAGUGUCGAGUUAAUGACGAAGAGGUAGAACACUUGUUGAAUGUCCUGAGGGAGCACAGGCAAGCCAUUGGGUGGACAAUAGCAGACAUCCAAGGAGUUCCCGCCAGAAUUUGUGUGCGCAAGAUACAAUUGGAGAAAGAGAGCAAACCUAGCGUGGAGCAUCAAAGAAGGUUAAACCCUUCCAUGCAAGAGGUGGUAAAUAAAGAAAUCAUCAAAUGGUUAGAUUCCGAGGUAGUCUACCCCCUUGCUGAUAGUUCUUGGGUGAGUCCGGUGCAAUGUGUGCCAAAGAAAGGAGGCAUGACUGUGAUUCAAAACGACAAAAAUGAGCUCAUCCCAAUGAGAACAGUGACCGGGUUGAGAGUUUGCAUGGACUACCGGAAGCUAAACAGUGCUACUUGCAAGGACCAUUUCCCUAUGCCUUUUGUUGAUCAAAUGCUUGAUUGGCUAGUGGGAAGGACUGACUGGUCAAGGAAGCUAGAUGAUGCGUUGUGGGCAUAUUGCACAACAUUUAAGACUCCCAUUGACACCUCACCGUACCGGUUGGUUUUUGGUAGUGCGUCUCACUUGCCAGUUGAGCUUGAAUACAAAGCCAUGUGGGCAUUGAAAAAGUUGAAUCUUGAUUAG
Messenger RNA from Nicotiana attenuata, 1215 nucleotides. RefSeq lists its product as uncharacterized. The record is from RefSeq and is a predicted model, not a curated record. The transcript has 5 exons. NCBI's taxonomy places the organism in Eukaryota, Viridiplantae, Streptophyta, Magnoliopsida, Solanales, Solanaceae. The coding region runs from base 1 to 1215 and encodes 404 amino acids.